Hyaloscypha bicolor E is the source of this 643-nucleotide messenger RNA. RefSeq lists its product as uncharacterized. The transcript has a single exon. Bases 74 to 610 code for a protein of 178 amino acids. The record is from RefSeq and is a predicted model, not a curated record. Lineage: Eukaryota; Fungi; Ascomycota; Leotiomycetes; Helotiales; Hyaloscyphaceae.
AAUGUCUUCAUAUUAGACACGACAGAAAUAGUCCCGUGCCAGCCAAUUGACAAGGAUUCAGUCAGGAUGAUAAAUGUGGGGGCUGCGUCGGUUGGUAUUUUUGUUCUGGAGGCCCGCCGAAACCUACGCCUUGUACUCCCAACGUUCCAAUCCUCCUCCUGCGCAACCCUGGACGUUCCAAAGGCCUGGGUUCGCGAUGAUGCUGCGCUUCAUAUUUUGGGCCUUCCUAUCGUCAGCCUCACUACCUUUUUCCUCACAAUCGCCUUUGCAAGGACAGGAAGGGCCUCAACGAGCUGCACAAAUCGAAAGGCGGCAAUGGACCUCCAUCAGGGUCCCCAUCCUCGCCAUGACUUCUGUAGCAUCUCCAUAUCCAUGGAACCAAAUAAGGCAGAAGGAACAGAAGACCAGCUACCAACCGUUGGUGCCCAUCGCCAUGACUUCUAUCAUAGCUUACUCGGGGGAUCCAUACCAGAAAAAGGCACAGCCGCAGAAGACUAGCCACUUACCGCCGGUGCCUGUUAUCGCCAUGACUUCUGUCGUGACUUAUCCUUGGCAUGAACGAGAGGGGGAACAGAAACUUGGCUACCAACCAAUCUUAGCCAUGAAAUAAGUCUUGACCUGACGAGACAACGGUCCAUACGGA